GGAAGGUAGGUUGCAGAUCAAGUUUUGGCAGAGCAUCGUUUAACCGAAUGGAGGCCGAGUGCGAGGAAUGGCGGUGACGAGCCUUGCCGAGGCAUCUAGCGAAGCUAGCUAGGUGACCGUUGGAACUCCUUCCCGCCAAAACGGAGAAAUGAAUGCUUUCACUGUGAGCCUUUGCAAAACCUCUCAGUCUCUAAGCAAAGACCCAAAUGCUUGGAAUUCAAUUCUCAAGAACCAUGCAAAGCUCAAAAAUGACAGAGCAAUCCUUACUUCCUACUUGCAAAUGGAGUCUUUGGGCAUUCAGCCGACUGUUGCCACUCUGCCUCUCGUUCUCAAGGCUUGUUCGAGAUUACAUGAUGUUGAUUUUGGUAAAAAGAUCCAUUCUGAUAUAAUUAUGUUUGAUUUCACUGAGGAUGUCCGGAUUAGGACUGCCCUCAUUGAUUUUUACUGUAAAUGUGGGUUCUUGGAUGUUGCUCUUGAGUUGUUUGAGGAAAUGCCGAAGAGGGAUGUGGUGUCUUGGAAUGCCAUGAUUUGUGGUUAUGUUGGGAAUCAGAAGUAUGAUGAUGCUUUGUUUCUGUUUUUGAGACUGAGUAUGGAGUGCUUGAAGCCCAGUUCGGUGACAUUAGUUAGCCUCAUUACGGUGUGUGCGGAGUUGCUCGAGUUUAGGCUAGGACGAGCUGUUCAUUGCUAUUGUUUGAGGAAUGGGUUUUUCCAUUCAGAAGUUCAUUUGGGUACUGCAUUGAUCGGGUUCUAUUCAAGGUUUGAUGUGAGGUUGUCGCGCCAUGUAUUUGAUUUGAUGUCGAUGAGGAAUGUAGUUAGUUGGAAUGCUAUGAUAUCCGAGUAUUUUGAUGCAAGGGCUGAUUUUGAAGCUUUACAGCUCUUUGUUCAAAUGAUAUUAGCUGAUGUAAUUCCUGAUUCAGUGACAUUCCUUACGGUUUUGCAAUCUUGUGGUGAAUUUGAAUGUUUGGAGAUGGGCAAACAAGUUCACCAAUUAGCCAUAAAACACCAGGUUUCUAAUGACAAAUAUGUAGAGAAUGCGAUGAUUACUAUGUAUGGCAAAUGUGGAAAUUUAGAAUCAGCAUGUGAUGUUUUUGAUAAGAUGAUAUCAAGGGAUCUUGCAUCAUGGAAUGCCAUGUUUUUUGCUUACAAGAUCUGCAAAUAUUAUGAUGAGGCUUUUGAUUUAUUCAAGACUAUGAAUUUAACUGCUAUUGAUGUUAACACAAUCACCAUCUCUACAAUGUUAUCGUUAUGUGCUGAAUCUGGUGAUUUAGAGAAAGGUAAACAAGUGCAUGCUUAUGUUAUGAAAACUGGAAAGGAGAAAGAUGUUGGUAAUGCAUUAUUGAGUAUGUAUGCUGAUCUUGACCACGUGCUUUCUGCUCUCAAGGUUUUCAGCAAAAUAGAAACAUUGGACAUAGUUUCGUGGAACCUUUUAAUCAUGGGUUUGAUGCGAAACCAAUUUCAAUCUCAGGCUUUGGAUGUAUUCAAGCAGAUGCAGCAAAGUGGAACUGAAUCAAACUCAUAUACCAUGGUCUCUCUUCUUUGUGGAUGCAAAGACUUAUCUCACUUGAUUGCAGGCAAAUCCAUCCAUGGGUACACUUUAAGAUAUAACCUCAAAUUUAAUUUGUCAUUAUGUACUGCGCUCACUGAUAUGUAUAUGGACUGUGGACAAGAAGUCUCAGCUAUGACUUUAUUUUGGAGCUCUUCUGACAGAGAUGUGAUUUCAUGGAAUGCUAUGAUUGCAAGCUAUGACAGGAAUGGGCGACCAGGAGAAGCACUCCAAGUCUUCUACAAGAUGCGGUCAGAAGUUCAACCCAACUCCAUAACGAUGAUAAAUGUUCUUCCUUCCUGUGCAGAAAUUGCAGACUUGCAACAAGGUAAAUGUUUACAUGCAUAUAUUAUCAGAAGGGGCCUGGAUUUUACUUCAGAAAUUUCAGUGGAAAAUGCUCUCUUAACUAUGUAUGCCAAGUGUGGAUGCAUCAGAAGUGCUGUAAAGAUAUUUGAUACAUUAACAAGAAGAGAUAUUGUAUCAUGGAAUGCUAUGAUUGCCGCUUAUGGAAUGCAUGGCUAUGGAGAAGAUGCACUUCGAAUUUUCUACCUAAUGCUUAAAUCAGGUGAAAAACCAACUAGUGUGACCUUCACCUCAAUUUUAUCUGCUUGUAGUCAUUCUAGUCUGACUGAUGAGGGAUUGGAAAUUUUUAAAACAAUGCUUGUCGUUUACAGAAUAGUACCAGAUAUGCUUCACUAUUCUUGUAUGGUAGAUCUGCUCAGCCGUGCUGGAUUCCUAGAUAAAGCCGGGGACUUUAUUCAAUCAAUGCCCUUAGAACCAGAUCCUAGUUUGCGGAGAGCUCAUUUGGCCUCCUACAACAUAUAUCCUGAUGCUGCAAUUGCAAGGUAUAUUGGUGAGAAGCUUAUUGAACUGGACCCAAUGAACAUUGGAAACUACGUAUUAUUAUCGAAUCUCCAUGCUACAGCUGGGAGCUGGGAGGAUGUCAAUGUAAUCAGAUCAGAGAUUAAGGAAAUGGGUUUGAAGAAGACCCCUGGACUUAGUUGGAUUGUGAUAAGAAACCAAGUUCAUUACUUUACCGCAGGGGAUACUUCUCAUCCUAUGUCUGAUCAGAUCCAUGAAACAUUAAGUUUGUUGUUCAGUAAAUUGAUAGAAAACAGAGAUGAUCUAUGAAACAUUGAGUUUGCCUGUAUUAGUCAAAUCAUUGUCAAAUUGAAGUGAAAUGAUCUGAAAUGUUAUGGAUUUGCUGCAAACACUGCAAUUGGUUUGUAAUUUAUUCUGUUCAAAGAAAUGUGAAUAUGUCAAAUUGAAAUGAGAUGUAUGUAUACAACUUUGUUUUUA
This is a messenger RNA of Dioscorea cayenensis subsp. rotundata (Guinea yam), 2842 nucleotides long. RefSeq names its product pentatricopeptide repeat-containing protein At5g39350-like. Gene Ontology annotation, molecular function: protein binding; RNA binding. NCBI's taxonomy places the organism in Eukaryota, Viridiplantae, Streptophyta, Magnoliopsida, Dioscoreales, Dioscoreaceae. The record is from RefSeq and is a predicted model, not a curated record. Gene Ontology annotation, cellular component: intracellular membrane-bounded organelle. Gene Ontology annotation, biological process: RNA modification. The coding region runs from base 149 to 2674 and encodes 841 amino acids. The transcript is spliced from 2 exons.